Parnassius apollo (apollo) is the source of this 696-nucleotide messenger RNA. The record is from the annotation of a GenBank genome assembly. NCBI's taxonomy places the organism in Eukaryota, Metazoa, Arthropoda, Insecta, Lepidoptera, Papilionidae.
AUGAUAUCUGACUCUAAUAUAACUCCAGGUAAAAGCAUGGGAAACAGCCAAUCAAUACGAGAAACCCAUUUCCAGCGAACAGAUACUGCAGAUUCGCCGUCAGAGAAAACCGAAUCCAAUGAGCAGUAUAUCAGCAUCUCAAACAAAAUGGUCGAGAGGCUGGUCGAAGACGCAACAUUAACAGGCAAAGCAGCGGCUUCGGAAACCACUAUCCCUCGUGACGACUACAAAGAGAAGGUCUUCAUGGAAAAGUUGUUAUAUUUGGACGAAAACCACUCUCAGAGAUUCAGGCUAACAGUAGAAGACUUAAACGAAACGGCGGCGAGAAUAGAACUACGAACAGCAAACAUGGUAUGUGUGGAGCCAGUUUGUGCCGAGUGCAAGCAGAGAGUCAUCGAUUGCUACGACAGUGGGCCUCACACUGAGUCGCUCGUGUGCUGGGACGCUGUUGGCCAUGCAACGUGUACGGAGCAAAAAGCUCCGUUAGGAAAUCAUGCACGUGACCCCAUGGUCGCACCAAUGCCUAGUUUCUGUGCGUUCACAAAGUGCGUGCAAACGGCUGCGGCAAAGCGACUACACGCACGGACUCAGCGCGACGCACGCGAGCACGCGCGCCGUGAACGUCACGUCGCACACGCCCGUGAACAUGCGCUAAAAGAUCUCACACCGCCCGCGCCCCAGGAAACUACUGCCUAA